Molecule: messenger RNA, 929 nt
Organism: Drosophila novamexicana
Lineage: Eukaryota; Metazoa; Arthropoda; Insecta; Diptera; Drosophilidae
Exons: 1
Coding region: 90-902 (270 amino acids)
Source: RefSeq, a predicted model, not a curated record
AUUGUGGGAGCUACAGCUGAGACCGGGCUUGUGUAGCAAAAGGAACACACACACUAACAUACGAAUCAUACAAGCAAUUCCUUAGCGACAUGGACUGUCGCGCAGCCGGUUUGCCUGGCACUCCCAGCACUACCACGAGCACAUUCGAAACCUUGACGGAGGAACUAAAUAUUGAGGAACAGUCCCAACUGAACCUGGACGAUAUCUAUGACCAACUGGAGCAGAUGAAGCAGCGUGCCUUGCAGCUUCGCAAAAUCCUGGUACGCGAACAGCCAGCGGCGGCCGAGUAUGCGAAAUGCCUUAAUGAUAUCGAAUUAAAUGGCUCCCAAAAUGUCGCUUUGCAUCAGGUGCAGCUACAAACAGUUAAAAUAGUUGGUCAGGUGAUAAAACUAUCGCUACGACUGAACAGCGAGGGUAAACAUCUUAAGAACCUGGAUUGCGACUUACAGCAUCACAAAAAACAGAAGCAAACGCUGGAAACAAAAAUCGAAGAGUUGCACAAAUGGCCGAGCCAACAGCAGCAUCGGGCGGGGUUGUGCCUGGAGCGUUACAACGAUCUCCGCAUUAGGUGCUGUUCAGUCGCAGAUUAUCGUCGCUUUAUGGCGGACCUGUACACAGCCUACAAAAAUAGCUACAAAAUAGUAAUGCCCCUCAAAUGCUAUAAGGCAAACCGGGUGGACAUUGACAAGCGAUUGAAGAAGGCCCGCAAAAUGUUGACUGACUCCUCGCAGACGCUGUUGCAACACAACAACGAAUUGGAACAAAUGUUGCAUAAUUAUAUCGAAAUAGCUGGCAUCAUUCGUUUACCCAGAACAACGUGCUACUCGCAAUUCGGCAGUUUGCUGCUCGUAUAUCAUGAUGCCAAUGAUGCGGAUAUAAAGAAACAAAAUUCUUUAAAUUAACCUAUUAUAUUUCUUUUGUUGAUAUCU